This is a messenger RNA of Dermatophagoides pteronyssinus (European house dust mite), 2021 nucleotides long. RefSeq lists its product as uncharacterized. The record is from RefSeq and is a predicted model, not a curated record. NCBI's taxonomy places the organism in Eukaryota, Metazoa, Arthropoda, Arachnida, Sarcoptiformes, Pyroglyphidae. Gene Ontology annotation, molecular function: acyltransferase activity, transferring groups other than amino-acyl groups.
AAGAAAAAAUCAACUUGCAACUUUCAACGAUUAUCAUCAGUCUUCUGCGAAUCGCAAAACAUUGAUUUAUUUUUAUUUUUUUUUUCCGGAAUCAUUGUUUUUUUUGUGAAUAAAAUAAUUAAGCGCAUAGCGUUUAUGCUAUGCCCAUUCAAACGUUACAAUAUAAAAUUCGUCAUCUUAAACGACAAGAAAUUGAACAGCUAUUGCAACUAUGCAAAGCCGAGGGACGUCAUAUGGGUACAGUGGCCGAAAUAGAAUCCUGGAUGCAAAUCGAUCCAAAUGGAUUUUUUGUUGCUGUCAACGAAAAAGAUCAUCGUAUAAUUGGAAGCUGUUGUGGAAUGUGUUUAUCGAAAACUCAUGGCUAUGUUGGAAUGUAUGUUGUAAGCAAAGAAUAUCGUGGCCUAGGGAUUGGCAAACAAAUAUGGUCAGCUGCAAUUCAACAUCUUGGAACAAGAAACCAGGGUCUAAGUGCCGUUUCUCACCUGUUCACACUGUACCGGGAUAAAGCUGGCUUUUCGCAUGUUGCUGAUUGGACUGUUGAUCUAUAUCGUUUAGAUUAUAUGGAAAGAAUGAUAUUAAUUCAUUGCAAUAAACAUCAACAAAUCAAACGAAGAAAAUAUGAUAAACGACAAAAAGCUGGCAGCAAUAAUAAUAAUCAUCCAAUGACAACAACAACCACAACGAUCACUGUUCAUGAUGAUAAUGAUGAUGGUGUUGAUGAUGAUAAACGUCGACGACAACACGAACAUAUCGAUCUGAUAUCAUCAUUAACAACCAAAGAAUGUGUAUUCUGUUGUCUUGGCCAUCAAUACAAAAGUAAACAACGAAAAUAUUUACGACAAAAACGUAUGCUUAUCAAUAUGAUGAAUAAUAAUAAAUCCAAUUUGGAAUUCAGUGAUGAUGAAUCAUAUGGAUUUUCAUCAUUGUUUUUUGGUGCCGAUGAUGAAAUCGAUAAUGCUAAUGUUGGCAGUGGUAAUGUGGAUAACAUCGAUCAAUCCAUCAAAGAGAAUAUAAUCGAUUCAUCAUCCACAACAACAACAGUAACAGCAACAACACCGGCUAAAAUGAAGAAAGCAACAAAUUCUAGUUUCACCGAUUCAAUUCAGCUAGAAUCAUUGGAAUUUUUAUUUAAAUUUCGUUUCUGUAAAUGUAUUCGUUGUCAUGGUGGUAAAAUGCGCACAAUCAUAUUGAACGGGCAAGAUGAUCAAUUGAUUGAAAAAGUUGUGGAAUAUGAUCACCGGUUACAUCAAUAUGAUCGAUCUCGAAUUGUUCGAUUAACAUUGAUUGAAAAAAAUUGUAUCAGUCGUAUUGCAAUGCUUGGACAAACAGUUGUUGGUUAUGGUUGUGUAAAACCAUCAUUACAAAAUAUGUGGAUAAUGUGUCCAUUGUAUGCUGAUAAUGAAUUUGUUGCAAGAAUGUUGAUGAUUGAUUUGAUUAGUGAUCUAAUUCUAAUCAGUCAAUCAUCGAUCAAUCACAAUACUAUAAUACCGACUGUUGUAUUGAAAACACCAAGCAAUAAUCAUAAUGCUUGUCGUUUACUGAAAGAAUUGGGAUUUGUUAAACAAGAUUAUUCCCUCAAACGUUGUUAUACAAAACAAUUGGUUCAAGUACCAACACAAUUCAUCUAUGCUUUACAUACAUCUGUAUUUUGUACUGAAUAAUUCUUUUUUCAUCAUUUCAAACAUCUAUCUCUCAUCUUCAUCAUUAUCAUCAUCAAUUUUUAUUUUUCUUUUUUUUCAUAAAAAAAUUCAAUUUGUUUCCAUUGUAUGGAUAACGAAUUGUGAUUUAAAAACAAGACCAAAAAAAAUUUCUACAAAACACACUUGAUUAAUGAAUGUUUUUUUGAUUACACAAACUAUCCAUACACCAACCAUACAUCCACACAUACACACCUACCACCAUGGCUUUCAAUUUGUAAUUUUUCCUUUUUUUCUGCAGAAAUUUUUCUUCUUCUCUUCUCUAUUUAUCAUCAUUAUCAUCAUGUUUGGUCUUCUCUUCUCUACUUAUUAAUUAUAUAAUCA